AUGAAGAACAAGCAGCAUCAAAACCCUCCACCCUGUUUUCUCAAACACUUUGUGAAUGCACAAAUACAAAUCAACAAGAUCAUCACCGUUUUCCUUAUCUUCGUCUCCGGCCUUGCCCUCGGAAUCACCCUAAGCUUCUACAUCAAAGACACCCCUCUUCACAUCUACACCGCAUUAGCGCAAGCCAAAACCAGUUUAGAUUCCACCGUAUACAAAUUAGUCCCUGUAGAUAAUUCUCCCCCACCACCACCCUCACCUGUUAAUGAAACCAAAAUCGCCACCGUUCCCCUCGCUUCACCGCCGCCUCGCCAUCCAUCUCCUCCCCAGCCGUCUCCUCCACCGCCGUCCAAAGCUGCUUACGUAAAGCCAAGUGCCAUGCAUGAUAUGGAAGAUUCUGAGUUAUUGUGGAGAGCUUCGAUGGUGCCGAAAAGAAGUGGGGCAUAUCCAUUCAAAAACGACACCAAGCCAAAAGUUGCCUUCAUGUUUUUGACAAGAGGAGAUUUGGCUCUGGCUCCUUUAUGGGAACGUUUCUUCAAAGGACAUGAAGGGUUGUACUCUAUCUACAUUCAUGCCAAUCCAGACUCAGGCGAGCCAAUGCCGGAAAAUUCUGUCUUUCACGGCAGAAGAGUCCCUAGUAAGAAUGUGACUUGGGGCGAGCCAAACAUGGUGCAAGCAGAGCGGCGCCUGUUAGCCAAUGCACUACUGGACUUAACCAACCAACGUUUUAUUCUUCUCUCCGAGUCGUGCAUACCGCUCUUCAACUUCAAAACGGUCUAUAAUUACGUUAUGGACUCAACCCAAACAUUUGUGGAGGCCUACGACUUGCCCGGUGCCGUCGGUCGAGACCGAUACAGGAAAAAAAUGAGCCCGACAAUCAAGCUUGAGCAAUGGCGGAAGGGGUCGCAGUGGUUCGAGGUCGACCGCCAGUUGGCGCUGGGGGUGGUUUCAGACACUAGCUAUUUUCCGUUGUUUGAGAAGUAUUGCGUCCCUUCGUGCUACUCCGACGAGCACUACUUGCCUACUUAUGUGAGCAUUAGGUUUUGGAAGAAAAACUCUAACCGGACUUUGCAUUGGGUCGACUGGUCGAGAGGAGGGCCACAUCCGUCGAGGUAUCAGAGGACGGAUGUGACUUAUGAGUUCUUGAACAAGAUGAGAUUUGGAACAACAUGCGAGUACAAUGGGAAGAGCACCAAUAUGUGCCAUAUGUUCGCGAGGAAGUUCAUGCCAAACACAUUAGAUAGGCUGUUGAGGUUUGCUCCAAAGCUCAUGCAGUUCAAUUGAUUUUUGUGGAGUUACAUUCUUUAUUCUCCUAGUGUUUGAUCAUUCAUUUAUCUGUAAACACCAAUCCAUUUAAGUUGAUGGCUGGUUAAACCAUCAGUUUUGAGGGGGGUUUUUUUUCAUU
This is a messenger RNA of Fragaria vesca subsp. vesca, 1402 nucleotides long. RefSeq lists its product as uncharacterized. NCBI's taxonomy places the organism in Eukaryota, Viridiplantae, Streptophyta, Magnoliopsida, Rosales, Rosaceae. The record is from RefSeq and is a predicted model, not a curated record. Gene Ontology annotation, molecular function: glycosyltransferase activity. The transcript has 2 exons. Gene Ontology annotation, cellular component: membrane. Bases 1 to 1281 code for a protein of 426 amino acids.